Molecule: messenger RNA, 2955 nt
Organism: Cydia splendana
Lineage: Eukaryota; Metazoa; Arthropoda; Insecta; Lepidoptera; Tortricidae
Product: protein gooseberry-like
Exons: 6
Coding region: 796-2211 (471 amino acids)
Biological process (GO): regulation of transcription by RNA polymerase II; anatomical structure development
Molecular function (GO): RNA polymerase II cis-regulatory region sequence-specific DNA binding; DNA-binding transcription factor activity, RNA polymerase II-specific
Source: RefSeq, a predicted model, not a curated record
ACUUAUUACUGAAAAAAUAAUAUUACGUUGGAAAUAAAAUGGUACUCAACACGAACACAGAUCAACAAUGCAAUUAACUCACACAGAAAUACCGGUCGAUUUUCAAAGUGUGCACCAAAACUCCGCCCUAAACAAAUUUUGACCAAUCGGCGACCGCUGUAGGCAUAGAUCGUUGUGGCAACACGCCUCAUGUUUUUCGUCACGGAACGGCGACUCAGGCGCGACUCACACAUUGUUAAUGUAAGCGCUUCGCUUUGAAGACACUGGAUCCCAACGUUCGUACCGUCUCGCUCUUUCACCGGCCGCUGUUAAUUUUGAUAUCAUUUUUAGAAUAUAUAGCACCAGAAAAAGUCUAACUGAAUGAAGAAAUAGUUCAUAGUUUAGACCACCUGACGAAUACUUAAGAAGUAAUAAGGAUAUUUGAAGAAAUUUAGACCAAGAACGAUGAAUUUGUGAUCGGGUCAAUUCUGGCCGAUGUAGCAGUUCGGGCGUCAGAAAGAGACAAGUGCUCGGACGGAGGGGUUUGGAAGGCUGCGGAGGCGGCCAGUUUGAUCAUUUUUUGUUGCACCGUUGAUUGUGAAAGAUUACACUUGAGAGUCGAAAUACAUCUUUACAUCACACGUCAGUGGGCCCCGAGCUGUCUUCAAAGCAACACGGAUUAGACACACGUUUCUUUUAGGUUAUCAUGUCUGCGUGCAAGUUGUGAUAGUGAGACAUCCAGAGUGAUCUUCAGGACUUUUGUGUUUGGACUGAUCUGGUGUUAGCCCUGCGUCUACGCUGCGGUUUCUGGCAUCGAUGGCUGUUUCAACUCUGAACAUGACUCCGUACUUCACAGGAUAUUCUUUUCAAGGUCAGGGUCGAAUGAACCAACUGGGUGGGGUUUUUAUUAACGGGAGACCUCUUCCCAAUCACAUCCGGCUGAAGAUCGUGGAAAUGGCGGCGGCGGGCGUGAGGCCCUGCGUCAUCUCGCGCCAGCUGCGCGUCUCGCACGGAUGCGUCUCCAAGAUCCUCAAUAGAUAUCAGGAAACUGGUUCCAUCCGCCCUGGUGUGAUCGGAGGAUCUAAACCGAGAGUGGCGACGCCUGAAGUUGAAAACAGGAUCGAAGAGCUCAAGAGACAAAACCCAGGUAUAUUUUCCUGGGAAAUUAGAGAUAAACUUAUAAAAGAAGGAAUCUGUGAUAAAAACACUGCACCGUCAGUCAGUUCCAUAUCGAGGCUUAUAAGAGGAGGCAAAAGGGACGAAUCAGAUCCUAGGAGAAAUCACAGCAUUGAUGGUAUUCUAGGACCCUCAUCUUGCGAAGACUCCGACACUGAAUCAGAACCUGGAAUUACGUUAAAAAGGAAGCAACGACGAUCUCGAACAACUUUUUCUGGUGAUCAGCUUGAAGCCUUGGAGAGAGCGUUCACAAGGACCCAGUACCCUGACGUUUACACCAGGGAAGAGCUUGCUCAGAAAACCAAAUUAACUGAAGCCAGAGUUCAGGUAUGGUUUUCGAACAGAAGAGCACGUCUACGCAAGCAACUCAACUCUCAACAACUCAGUGCCUUUAAUACGAUGUCCUUACAAUCCGCUUUCCCCUCAGUCCACCAGCAAUACGAGCCUCCAAGUGGCUUCAACGCUCAGUGCGCUUCUUGGCAGCAGUCAUAUUCCUCUGCACUAGGUUCAAGCUCCGUUCUGAACUCCGCCUUGGCUCCAUCUUUACAUCAAUCUGCGUUAACGCCAUCAGUUUGUCAGUCAGCAUUAGCUGCUUCAUCCUUACACCCUCCUACCUCAAGUUCGUUCACAUCAGGAAACCUGACUCCGCUUUCGCACUCCUCCGAACUUGCCACGCCUCUUCAAGUCGCAGCAGAUGCUACACCUCCCAGUUCGAGUCCCACUGCCUCUAGUCCAUCAGUAAACCAGAGUGGUGGGAUAACCUACCAGCACCCCACAUAUGCGAGUCCGAGCGACCCUAUAUCCCACCCUUAUGGCUAUGGGGACUACGCGAAACAAGAUCAUGCCAUGUCCGCACAUAAUCACUGGACCACGAGACAGCUUAGCGGACAUGGCUCGAACAAAUUAGCCGAAGUCGGUGCAUGGCCAGAAAAUUAUAGUUCAUUCUUCGGCACGAAUGCUCACUACGCGUCGCACGCGCACUCGCCCGGCGAGGCUAAGUCCGGGUACCCGUACUUAGGACAACUCGGCGGUAUGGAUAUGGGCAGAGUUCAUUAACCUUCUUCAAAAAUAUUAAAACAAAACAUAUCUGAUAAAAUAAUAAACAUUACUUGGAAAAAUUUAAAAGACCAUACUUAAAUUAACAUUUUAUUCUCGCGAAUUUUGGUGUAUUUUUUCCACACGAAUAGGUAUAUUCCUAUGCUGCUUUGAUAAUAUGACAAUGAAAAACAUAUCAAUAGUGCCUUGGUAAUCUGUAAAAGUUAUUGUGAGACUAAAUUAGCCUUACUGUAUAAAUUGUAUUAUAUUUACAGCUUUAUCUAGGUUAAGGUAGAAUUAAUAAAUUAAUUUCUCAUUUAGCUUAGGAGUUUUGGAGUUCCUCGAUUAUUAAUUUGAACUGACAAUAUUCUUCUCAGUUCUAAGAUGUACAUAUUAACAGUGCAGUUCGGCGCACAUAUUGUUAAUAUCUCUUGUAUAGCUUCUACUAGUAUUCGUAGAUUAAAUAAAAAGUUGUUAAAUAUAUUAAUAAGUUGUUGAGUAUUAGUUAAGUAUGUCGUUUAUGAGUGAUUUUUGUGUAAUGUAUCUAUAUCAAAUCGAUUAAUAUUUUAACAAACUAAUCACGUUUCAAUAAACACGAUUGUUCCCACAAAAUGCCUUAAACUAAAUUGUGAUUAGACAUUUUACAUUAUAUAAUGACGAAUGUAUUUAUUUUAUAGGAGUUUUAUCAUAUAUGUAUAUAGAAUAAGCACGUUUGUAAUAAUAAUGACUUAACUGAAAAUAAAUGAAUCCUAAUGCAAUGACAAA